Ambispora gerdemannii is the source of this 1389-nucleotide messenger RNA. The record is from the annotation of a GenBank genome assembly. Lineage: Eukaryota; Fungi; Glomeromycota; Glomeromycetes; Archaeosporales; Ambisporaceae.
AUGGUAAACCAAAGAAUAAGGACAACUUUAAGUGUUACUAUUAAUCCUCAUUUGUAUCAACGGCUAAAAGAAGAAAUCGGUAGUCGCAAAAUUAGUGGAUUUGUGGAGAAGGCUAUUGCUAAGGAAUUAGGUGCGUAUGAUAAUAAAUUAAAAAGAGAGCAGAAAGCAUUUGAAAAAAAACUAAUUACUGGAUAUAAAAGAGAUGCUGACAAAACUCCUAAUAAGGAAGAUAAAAUGUGGGAAGAAGCCAGAAAAAAUGAAAAGCGAAGAUUUUUAUUACCUGAGUGCCGAAAGAGUUCAUCUUUGCUAGACUUAUUUUCUCCAGAUUCAUCAUUUAUUCAGUAUUCGAGUUAUCCGAGUCUUCGUUUAAGGUCAGUUCCUCCACCUCCUCCACUCACCAUCAAAACUAUAUUUCACCAUUUAAACCCCGCUUAUAAAAAAAGAGAAACUGAGGGAAAUUAUGGUCCUGAAGAUGGCUUUAUUAGGCACGAAGAAGCCGGACUUGUCACCUAUAGAGGAUUUAAUGAAGAUAUUUGUCAUUCUCUAAAUAAAAUGGGAUCAGGCUAUUUAAAAUACAAGACCUUAGAAUCUCUGGUGGAGGAUAUAGAUGUCGGAUAUAAGAUUAAUAGAAGCGGCAUCCCAAGACCAUGUUUCCCGACUGAAGUUAAAUCAACAAUUUUGCUAAUUGACGAGCCUGAAUUGUUCCUCCAUCCUUCCUUAAUUGCUGAUCUAGCAAGUUUGAUUAAAAGAGCCGCCAAGAAUGACGCUACAGUAAUUUUCACUACCCAUUCACCAGACCUUUUAGGACAUUUUAUUGAAGAUUUAUUUGGCGAAGAAAAUAAUGUUGAUUUAAUUAUGGCCCAAAGGGAUGAAAAUAAUUUCAAUUUGAAAAAACCUUUGUACUUUCAGAAAAUCAUAAAAGAGAUUAUUGAUUCUGACGUUAAAGGUAAUGUAGGGAUUAUUGAGAAAAAAAUAAAAAAAGGUUAUGAAGAAUUUGCUGACAAGAAAAGAGAAAACAAAGUACUUUUUGUGGAAGGAAUGUCAGAUUACAUUUUGUUCAACAACAUUUUGAGAAAGGAAUUAUAUGAGGAAUUAAAAGAGAUUGAAGUAAUUCCUAUUUUUGAUGAUGAUCGAAAUUUAGACAAAAAAGAAAAUCUAAAAAAUAAGGUUGAGAGCAACAGGCAUGAAAAAUUUUGGAAAAAAUAUGGGGAGGGGAAAGUUAAAAAUAAAAAAGGAGAAAUUCUCCAUAGUGAUAAAUUAGUCAUCGAUAUCUCAGGAACAACAAAAAGUGCUGACAUAAAAGAAGUUAAGAAAAAUGUAAUUGAGCAAAUAUCUCAAUGCUUAAAAAAAAAUAAACUUAAGUCUACUGAGUUAGACUCUAAUUUGUGA